CUGAGAAAAUUUCGAAAAAAAAUUUCUCUUCCAGUGGGUAUAAAAGAUUUUAUGUCUGCUUAGGAAAUCACUUUUGUAAUUAACCGUUCCUGAGUUUCACGUUCCUCAAAACUUACUCAAAAGAUGAAAUCUCUUCUUGUAGUACUGCUGCUGGCAAUUGCUGCCCAGCAAGCAUAUUCACAAGCAUGCCAUAUGCGAGAAGUGGAUCUAUGCAUGGCCAUAGGUAUGUUCCAUUACCAAAGCAAUGGUGUCCCUGCUGACGAGGACAAAGUCAAUGAAUGGUGCGAAACAAUGAAAGAAGUGGAAGACUGUAUGGGUAACUAUUCUUCCAAGUGCUUAUCCCCCCUACAGAGGGAAGUCCUCGGUCUUUUCUCCGAUGGUGAUGCACCCGCCAGGUCAAUGUGCACUCCUGGAUCAGAAAUCAGAGCCCGUUAUUUGCAACACGCUGAAUGCUUGGCUGAGGGAGCAGAAAGUGAUGAAUUUAAAACACACAUGAGAGAUCUCCAAGUUGCCAUUGAAACCCUCUUUGAUGUCCAAUUUAAGCAGAGAUUCCCUCUAAUGUGCUGUGGUUUCCGACGAUUUUACGAAAGCAUUGAUGGCAUGACAGGCAGACGUUGCGGUGACGGUGCUGUAGAGAUGACUCGCAAUAUCAUGAGUAUGAUCAUCUCUGACCUCCCCGAGACCCUGUGCAAGCGAUAUGAACCUCAAAGCCAAGAAUGUAAGGCCGUUCUCCCACCCUCUGGUACCCCCUCAAAGGGAGAAGACAACAAGUCACAGCUGGGAAAACUUCUUGACACCGUAUUUGGUAACCUUUAAAUUAUCUGUGAUCUUCCACUAGCCGUUUGUGAUUAGUAGUCGCAAGCAUUCCAGUUCAAAGAACAUCAAUACACGAUUGAAGGGCAUUGUAAUCCAACUACAAAAAUGUUCUUUUUAAUGUCAUAUGUCAAAAAUCACAAAAUGCAUGAUGACUGAAUUUCAUCGGCCAUUCAUAAUUUCAGUGUAAAUACGUGCAUGUACCAUUUACAAACUACGAUGUUUUGUACCUCUUUUUUUUUUUACAGAAAUAAAAAGAAAAUUUAAAAAAA
Messenger RNA from Stegodyphus dumicola, 1085 nucleotides. RefSeq lists its product as uncharacterized. The record is from RefSeq and is a predicted model, not a curated record. NCBI's taxonomy places the organism in Eukaryota, Metazoa, Arthropoda, Arachnida, Araneae, Eresidae.